Molecule: messenger RNA, 4762 nt
Organism: Micropterus salmoides (largemouth bass)
Lineage: Eukaryota; Metazoa; Chordata; Actinopteri; Centrarchiformes; Centrarchidae
Gene: ppp3ca
Product: protein phosphatase 3, catalytic subunit, alpha isozyme
Exons: 13
Coding region: 672-1949 (425 amino acids)
Biological process (GO): calcineurin-NFAT signaling cascade
Cellular component (GO): cytosol; cytoplasm; calcineurin complex
Molecular function (GO): calmodulin binding; calmodulin-dependent protein phosphatase activity
Source: RefSeq, a predicted model, not a curated record
UCACAACCUAAAGUCGGCAAGAUGGCGCCGAGGCAGGGCGACGUAGCAAGAGCUCUCUUAUGUGCUGUCUGUUUUAUGUUUGUUUUUGUCUUUGAUGCACAUGCCACUUUAAGCUAUGGCCGCCAGACACUUCUGAGGAUUCGUGUGGAAGUUUGUGGAGUAUCAUUUGUCAAUACUGAUCUGAAGUGUGCUGAUUUCGAUGCGUGCCCCACUCGAGGCAAGCGAGGCCAGGAGUUGGGUCGCGGAGGUCGUGAGCAGAGCGAAGGGACUGGGCGGAGGUAUCGCUACAUACGCCGUACAUCGAAGCCCCUGAGCGUGGACGCUACAGGCCAUCAGCGGCAGAGGCGCAGACACCGAGGGAAGCGAGGGGGGGGUGUUGCUUGUGAAGCUGCAGCCGCCAGUCAAGGAUCCCGCUGCCGUCCAUCUACCUGGCGAAUGUCCAGUCUUUGCCGAACAAGACGGACGACCUGCUGAGCCGCAUUAAGUCCCAGCGCGAGGCCCGGGACUGCUCCGUGUUUUGUCUGACAGAGACGUGGCUACACAGCGGCGUGCCGGAUUUUUCUUUCCAGCCGCCGGGUUUCUCUGUCCACCGCUCGGACAGGGUGAAGGAGCGCACCGGGAAAACAAACGGUGGAGUGUGUGGCGACAUUCAUGGGCAAUUCUUUGAUCUUAUGAAGCUGUUUGAAGUGGGAGGAUCACCAGCCACAACACGGUACCUGUUCCUUGGGGACUACGUUGACCGCGGCUACUUCAGUAUUGAGUGUGUUUUAUACCUCUGGUCGCUGAAAAUCCUCUAUCCAAAGACACUAUUUUUACUUCGUGGAAAUCAUGAAUGUAGACAUUUGACAGAAUAUUUCACCUUCAAACAAGAAUGUAAAAUCAAGUACUCGGAGCAGGUGUAUGACUCAUGUAUGGAUGCAUUUGACUGCCUUCCCCUGGCUGCACUCAUGAACCAACAGUUUCUGUGUGUCCAUGGUGGACUCUCACCUGAAAUUCACACCUUAGAAGACAUAAAAAAGUUGGAUCGGUUCAAGGAGCCGCCGGCUUUUGGGCCCAUGUGUGACCUGUUGUGGGCUGAUCCUCUGGAGGAUUUUGGCAAUGAGAAAACCCAGGAAUAUUUCAGCCACAACACAGUGCGAGGCUGCUCCUACUUCUACAGUUAUCCAGCUGUAUGUGAGUUCCUACAGAGCAAUAACCUAUUAUCAAUUAUCCGAGCGCAUGAAGCACAAGAUGCAGGCUACCGGAUGUACCGUAAAAGUCAGACCACUGGAUUCCCAUCCCUCAUUACCAUCUUCUCAGCACCAAACUACCUGGAUGUUUACAACAACAAAGCUGCUGUACUAAAAUAUGAAAACAAUGUCAUGAACAUCCGACAGUUCAACUGCUCACCCCAUCCCUACUGGCUCCCCAACUUCAUGGAUGUCUUCACCUGGUCUCUGCCAUUUGUUGGAGAGAAAGUCACAGAAAUGCUGGUGAAUGUGCUGAGCAUCUGCUCUGAUGAUGAACUCAUGAAUGAUGAAGAUGAGAUCUUUGAUGCCAAUGCAGCUGCAGCACGCAAGGAGGUGAUCAAAAACAAGAUCCGUGCUAUUGGGAAAAUGGCCAAAAUGUUCUCAGUUCUCAGAGAGGAGAGUGAAAAUGUGUUGACGCUUAAGGGCCUGACGCCCACUGGCAUGCUGCCAAGCGGGGUUCUCUCUGGAGGCAGACAGACACUGCAGAGUGCCACCAUUGAAGCCAUUGAAGCCAUCGAGCCACAAGAUGAGGAUGGAGAAGCUAUCCGUGGCUUCUCCCCCCAGCACAAGAUCACCAGCUUUGAGGAAGCUAAGGGCCUUGACCGCAUCAACGAGCGCAUGCCACCUCGCAGGGACGGGGUGAACCAUGUGGGUCACUCCAUGGGAAAGAUGAAUAUGUCAGAGGCAAACGGCACGGAUGACAACAGCAACAUCCAGUGAUGUGCUGUCUGAGCCUCGGAACCAUGCCGCUGUUGCGCUGUGCAGCAAGACAUUGCCAAAUCGGGAAUUCAGGCCUCCGAACAUAGAAAUAAACCAGGCCCACAGACAGAACAUGAAAUCUUUUUUUUCAUGACAGUGUGUCAUCGAACAGUUGGGGGAGGGGGAGCUGGGGUUUACACCAGAGGGCGGGGUAUAAGAAAAGUCCAGAAGGCUGCAGCUUGACUGAAAAGGGUGGUUGAAAGUUGUUUCUGACUGUUGUUCCCCUUUCUCAGUUCAAUUACAGACUGAAUGGUUGGCGGCUGUGUUGUUCUGAGUGCUGACAAAAGCCUGCUCCUUCAUUAGGGCCUGAUAGAAGACAUAAUUGCAGUAUCCAUGCCACACAAAUCAUUUUACUGUUUCAUGAAGUGUUUAUUACGAAUCACUCUCAAAUUCACUUCAUGAGAAAACAAAUCUUGUUUAACUACAUGUUUUGCUAGUAUUAACAAGUCACACCACUUUGUGAGAAAUGAAGCAAAAAGACAGGACGUUUAAUGUGCACCUCUUAAAACUUGCAGUGCAAUCUUACCACUGGACUUAAAUUUAUUGAUUGACGUUGUAGCGAGAUGCCAUUGUGCUGCGAGGGAAAGAGGACAAGGUGCUCGCCUGUGCUCACAACUCUGGCCUAACCACAAAAGCCACUGCAGUCUGAGAUCAAACUCCACCUCAGUACUCUCCAGGACUGCUCCUUUCCUCACCCCCCUUAUUAUCAGUCAUCUCCUAGCAAGAAGUAACUUGGAGGGGAUGAGGGAAUAAAGGGAGGGGAUGAAAAGAGCAUUUGGAAAAUUUGGUCGGCACCUCAACAUCGCGGAUUAAAUACCAAGAUUUAACAUCUGAAAAUGUCCCCAAAAGGAGCUCACUAUCACAUAUGAAGAUGCAACUUCAUCACUGUCUCUGAGUGAAUCUCAAGAGGUUAUAUUUUUAUCCAGACCAUUCUAACAAAUAUUUUCUUCUCUCCAUUAAAUGUUUAAGUAGUUCACAUCAGAGAAGCAUUUGAGCAAGCUAUACCUCACACAUCAUGCAAUUCACUUUCUGGAAAGUUUAUGCUUGAGCAUCCUCCUCAGGCUUCGGAUCAGGGUUUCCUCAUCUCUCCUGCAUUACUAUGACUGGCAACAAAGCGGCAUUAACACCAGUUUCUGGACCACAGAGGAAAAGAGAAGAAGUGAUUUUGAACUUUGGGACAUGCCCUGCGGUCACACACUACCUGAUUAUUUCUCACCUGCCUGCUGAAAGAUGAAAGUAAAACUAUGUGCAAGUCUCUCAAGUAUACAUUAGGGCCCUUUGAGUUUUUUUUUUCUUGCUGUGUUGCAAAUUCAAUGAGAUUUCAUGCCUAAGAGCUACACAAACUACUAUAUCUGAGUGCGAAGGAAAUUCUACAAAUUUGUGAAUGCAUACAAUUGAAAUAUAUUUUGUUUAAAGAGUAUAAAAACCACCAUUGUGUCAUCUAGAGAAUUUAGGCUUUGAUCCAUGCUGAAUACCAUGCUUAUUUAUUUACAGAAUCCGGACCAGGACUGAGUGAAUGAAUGCUACUUCAAACGUGAUUUCUUUUUCACUAAAAUUAAGGUGAAAUAGGUGAAAUCAAAGUUAUGAGAAGUACUUCCUUCAUGAAAACCAAGCUCAGUGUAGACCAGGAAUUUCGUCCAUAAUAUCAUUUCUUGGUUUUCUAUCAAAUUUUCUAAUCUAAUCUAAUUUUACUGUGUGAGUGUAGUGUAUAAAUAGGACGAGAAAAGCUCCACUGACAAGUGCAUGCACACUGUGAUCCAAAUAAAACAUAAAUUCCCCUGUCCAAAUAUUGUGUCAAAAUUUUAUGAAAAAUCCAUUUGUAUCCUAAAAUGCCAUGUUGAAUUGAAGAGAAAAGAAAAGAAAUAUAAACAGAACACAUGCUGGUCCUUUCAAAAUAUCUAAUUUUGGAAAGCUAAUACAAGUGAAGCCCCAACCUAACAUGCGACACACAUAACAUGAAUUUCCUUUAAGACAUUCAUAUUUUUUCUACUUUAUACUUCAUCUUUCUAUUAAUGAUAAAGAUAUGUGGAUGACGGAUGGACAAGAAGUGAUUUUUAACACAGCAUCUAUGGUACGGAACGCAUCAAUGCAUGCAAUUAAGUUCCUAAUUGUUAUGUGAGAUUAUAAUUGUGAUAGUUGUGUUUCAAAUAGUAAACUUGAAUUAUUUUAUUUUUGAAUUAUAUUUGUAGUUUUAUUUGUCUUGUUUUAUAAAUUUUAUAAAUAGGCUUCCUUUGAUUGUUUUUGUUCUUUUUUUUUCAUUUUGUUAUUUAUUACCACUGCUUUUAAUUUUAUAUUGAUUUCUUGUAUACAGAGAUGCACUUCUAAGGUGUGAAGCCUUGUGUUUAUUUAUUUUUUUGGUUGUACUGAUGUACAGAAAAUGUUCAAUAGUGUGAAUGAAUAUAAUCUCAGUGAAAAGCAACUUUCAGGCUGCCAAAGCAUGAUAGCAUGGUUUUCAGAUGUAAAUGAAUUGGACACAAAGAAAAUCAUGUGUUGCACUUAUGUUUAACAGGAAACAUUGUACUCUGGUUAUAUUUACUGCUGAUAUUAUUAUUGUUACAAUUUCGCUUAUGGUUAUUUUCCUUCCUCUGUUUCUGGUUCUUGUAUGGUCUACAUGCAUAUUUCAACAAACAAAUAUAAUGGAUUUUAUCUUGCAACAUUUUUUAUUAUCUAUGGAAAUAUGUUUUCGCAUUUGACUUCCUAAAUGAUAGACACAUUGUAAGCAUGCCCUAUGGGACAAAUCACAUUUUUUUUACUCUUGAAUAAAAUAUGCAUGA